Sceloporus undulatus (fence lizard) is the source of this 300-nucleotide messenger RNA. It is a transcript of the gene BANF2, whose product is annotated as BANF family member 2. Gene Ontology annotation, molecular function: DNA binding. Lineage: Eukaryota; Metazoa; Chordata; Lepidosauria; Squamata; Phrynosomatidae. The transcript is spliced from 3 exons. The record is from RefSeq and is a predicted model, not a curated record. The annotation marks the transcript as partial.
ACUGUGGACAGCCAAAAAGAUAAAGAAAUGGCCAUGAGAAACAAGAAAUUUCAGGAAUUUGUGGGUGAACCCAUGGCUGACAAACCUAUCACCGAAGUGGGUGGUAUUGAUGAAGAACUUGGAGCAAAGCUAGCAGCAACGGGCUUUGACAAGGCAUACAUCCUCUUGGGCCAGUUCCUGCUCCUGAAGAAGGAAUGUGCUGCAUUUCAAUACUGGUUAAAGUUGUCCUAUGGAGCCAGUAGCAGCCAGGCUGAGCAGUGUGCCUUAUGGCUCUUGGAGUGGUGCUAUGCAUUCUUAUAG